AUGCGGCCCCGUGGGGCGAAGGGCGCUGAGCUGCUGCCGGGGGAGAAGUUGACGGAACCUGAAGGCGGCCACGGAAAGUCGCUCCCCCCGCGGGCCGGGAACCUCCGUGCCGGGAUUUCCAGCGCACGGCAGGGCGGCGAGGGGCGGAGAGCCCCGGGGACACCCCCGAGCCCCCGGGGCUGCGGAGGCUGCCCCGGCCCUGGGGCUGCCUGGCUCCCGCUCCAAGCGCUCCUCCUCGGAGUUUCCAGAGAGGAAACUCCUGGGAACGAAAUCAUCUGGCACUCGCCUCAGCCGCCCCACUUGGCCCUGCCUUCACAAAGCAGCCUCCGCUGCCUCCCCGCCUGGCCGUCCCCCUCCGGCCGCCCCAUUGAUGGCAAGCCCCGAGCCUCCCUCUGGCUCGCUCUCCCAACUCCAAACUACAUUUUCGGGCUGACUAAACUUCCGUGUCACUCCGGACCUCACGCCAGCACCGCUCCGCGCACGGGAAAGCCCCGGGCCGCCCUGUCCCACGUGCGCCGCGGCGCCCGCCCCGCCGGGGCGGAGGGACAGGGGGGAGCAGCGCCUCGGGCUCUCCCGGCGGGCAGGGGCGGCCGGCAGCGGGCUCUCCCGGCGGGCAGGGGCGGCAGGCAGCGGGCUCUCCCGGCGGGAAGGGGCGGCAGGCAGCGGGCUCUCCCCGCCGCUCACCUGCCCGCCGCCCCGGACCGCGCGUUGCUCGGGGCGGGGAGCGCGGAGCCCGGCCCGCCCGGCGCGGGAGCUCUCCCCGCUCCGCGAGCCGGCAGCGCCGCUCCUUGCUCGCCCCGUCCCGCGGGAGCCCCCGUAACGCCGCUGCUCCGGCGCCUUCCCAGUCACAAAGUGCGAGACGACGGGAACACCGCCACCACUCCCCACACGGGCGCACGGGAGCCGACACCGCGAUCCGGUGCUUCCCCCCGCCUCCGCUGCCCCAAACAGGCAUCUUCACCAGCAACUGCCUCCAAACUUCCCCUCCGACAGCGCAGCCCCGGAGGCGCUCCGCUAGACCCUCCUGCCCUCGCCGCUCCCGCCCGAGCCCCGCGCCGUAACUUUCUGCCCCGCCGCCGCUCUGCCUUGCCCGCGGCCGGCCGAGGGGAGCCCCGCAGCCGCCCCGGCACGGCGGGACUCGGCGGCGGCGCUUCCGCACGGGAGCUGUUCGCGGAGCGGAGCACUGACCUUCCUGCGGCGCCGCGGGGCUGUGCCGUGCGCGGUCCGAGACGCGGGUCCCCACACCGUCGCCUGGCCCUGCUGCUCUCCCUGAAGGGCAGCCCCGUCGGGGGUGGGAAGAAGAGACGAGAAAAGUUUCACGAUCCGAUUCCCCCUCUCCGUGGGUGCGUGUGUCGCGGCUUGCCCCAGCGCGGGCGGGUCGGGGAAGGGGCGCGGAAAGACCAGGGAGCUGCGGGGCGCGGGAGCGUGGCCGCCCUCUGCGCCCACGGGGCAGGUGCCCGCGGGAAGGGCUUUGCUCCUCGGCUCGACCGGGCUCAGCAGCGGGAGUGGGAGCGGCAGCCCGCGAUGCUCAUUCCGGCUGCCGGCUCUGCUGUCAAAACCCCGGCGGCGGCGGCGCUGCCAGACAUCGCUGCGAGCCUCCGCGGCGGGUCGCGCCGCGCUGCCACCCCCCGCCACCCCGCUCGCCCCCGGGCCCUCCGCCGGGCCCCCCCAGCCCGCUUCCCCCGCGAUCCCGGCGGCGCCUGGAAUACCCCCCGGCGAUGCAACCCGCGCCCGCAGUCACACCCGCCGGCUCCGGGGUUCCCCCGUCGCGCAGAGGCAUCCCCGCUCCCCCAGGACCCGCCGAGGGCUCGCAGCCGUCAGCCCGCGGCGUGGAAGCUCCCGGGGCGGCCCCAGGGCCAGGCGGGCUCUCGGCCCCUCCGCUCCCCCGCACCUCCCGGCGCCUUCCCGGGAACGGGAGUUGUGCCACCUCAGCGCCGCCGGCGCCGCACCGAGCCCUUCUCGCCGCCGCUCCGUGGGAGCCCUGGAAGCCGCCGAGGAUGGGGAACGGGCAGCGGUCCCACCGUGCUGGCCGACGGGGAGCACUGCCCCGAGCAGCAGCCGGGUUUGAUCCUGCUUCCUUCGUGGCGGGGAGGAACAGACCCGAGCUUGUUCGCCUCUGUGCCUGUUUUGUUUCCCGGCUCCCCGAGCUUUGCCGCGGGAGGCUGGCGGCUCCCGAAGAGAACAUAUCGGGGCUUCAGUUCGCUCGUCCCGCGGCCUGCCCCGGCCGGCUGCGCGCCCCGCCGCCUUCCCCAGCGCGGCUCCGCCGGGCACCGCCGAGCCAAUCCCGGAAAAUUCAAAGCAUGCUCUUGCCUUGCGGAUUACCGGGCGGCCUUCCCCCUCCCACACGGCCCGGAGGGAGCUGACCCCCGGGUCAGGCCGCUGCACACUGCUCUCUCCCCGGGAGGGGAGGGGGGCUCCGCUCUGUCGCUGCUGCUGCGGCCGCCGAGGAGCGGGGCGAGGAUGCGCUCGCGAAAGCGGCUGCUCCGAUAA
Molecule: messenger RNA, 2490 nt
Organism: Melospiza melodia melodia
Lineage: Eukaryota; Metazoa; Chordata; Aves; Passeriformes; Passerellidae
Product: collagen alpha-1(I) chain-like
Exons: 6
Coding region: 1-2490 (829 amino acids)
Source: RefSeq, a predicted model, not a curated record